Molecule: messenger RNA, 1023 nt
Organism: Entamoeba histolytica HM-1:IMSS
Lineage: Eukaryota; Evosea; Mastigamoebida; Endamoebidae
Exons: 1
Coding region: 1-1023 (340 amino acids)
Biological process (GO): ubiquitin-dependent protein catabolic process
Cellular component (GO): COP9 signalosome
Source: RefSeq, a predicted model, not a curated record
AUGCAAACUAGUAACACCACAAAUGAUAUUGAUACUAUAAUCACUACUAUGAAGAGACUCUCAACAAUUCCAAAUGAUAAAUUACUUGAUAAUCUUCCUUAUAACUUUGCAAAUCAAAUAGAAAUGAUUAUAGUAAAUGAAGUUGAACAUGAUGAGUUGGAUGAAGUUAUUUGUAAAUUAAAUCAAAUUGCUGAUAAAAUAAGCAAUGGAAAAAUCCUACUUCCUAUUAUUCAAAAUUUUUCAUUAAUUAAAAACCAACAAAUGAGACCAUUAACUAGUGUUGAAAUUACUGUAUUUCAUUAUCAAUUAUUAGAACCAUUCAACACAAUAAUUAAUCCUAAUGACUUGAUUAACGCAAUUUAUUGUGUUCCAAGAACAAAUAAUUGUUUAUUAAGAGCAUUCUUUUAUUGGAGUGGAUGUUAUUUUCUCAGACUGAACCUAAUGAAGAAAGCAGAAUUUAUGUUUAGACAAUGUUGUGAAGUACCAAUAAUGAAAAAAACAGCAAGUAAUUUUGGAAUUGAAGCAGCAAAAAAGCUUAUUUUAUUAACAGCUGCUCAUUUUGAGCAAUACAUAAUUCCUUUUCCUUAUUCUCUUUUUAUUCCAAAAUCCUACAAAGAGAUAGCAGCAUUUUGUAGUAAGUACGAGCUUAAAAGUAUUCUUCAAUCUUCUUUUGAUAAAAUUUUUGAAAAAGAUGGAAACAAUGGUAUUGUUGAAUACUUAUAUCAACAAUGCCAAAUCAAAGUAAUUGAACGUAUAGCAAAGGCAUAUUCUACAAUUUUAAUUGACGACAUUAUUAUGAAAAUAAAGAUAGAACGAAAUGAAUUGAUUAAAUGCAUUGAACACCAAAAUAAAUUAGGUAAAGAUUGGGUAAUUAUUGGUGAUACAAUCUUGUUUGGGAAUAAUCAUCUCAUCAAUCCAUUACAAAACGAAUUUUCUUUACUUCAAAUGACUGAAAUAACACUACAACAAGCUAAUGACUUUAUGAAUCUUAAGAAAAAAACAAAAAAAGUCAAUCUAAAAUGA